Molecule: messenger RNA, 2939 nt
Organism: Salvelinus namaycush (lake trout)
Lineage: Eukaryota; Metazoa; Chordata; Actinopteri; Salmoniformes; Salmonidae
Product: regulator of G-protein signaling 5-like
Exons: 5
Coding region: 80-628 (182 amino acids)
Source: RefSeq, a predicted model, not a curated record
UGAAAGACAAAGUCAAAAAGAAAAAGGGAAUCUUACGGUGGUGGACUCACUCAACAACACAUCAAAAGAAAAACAGAAAAUGUGUAGAGGAUUAGCUGCAUUACCCCAAACAUGUCUGGAAAGGGCUAAAGAGAUCAAGUCUAAGUUGGGGGUUCUCCUCCAGAAGCCUGAGAAUGGCAUUGACCUGAUUAUCCCCUACCCCGAGAAACCAGAGAAGAAGCCAGAGAAGCUUCAGAAGCCCAUUCCUGAAGAGGCUGCUCAGUGGCGUGAGUCCCUCGACCAUGUGCUGACCAACAGCUAUGGCCUGGCCAUGUUCCGUGGCUUCCUGCGCUCUGAGUUCAGUGAGGAGAACAUUGAGUUCUGGGUGGCCUGCGAGAACUUCAAAAAGAUCAAGUCUCCCAUGAAGAUGACUGUGAAAGCCAGAAAGAUCUAUGAGGACUUCAUCCAGACCGAGGGACCCAGAGAGGUGAACAUUGAUCAUUACACCAAGGAUGUGACCCUGAGGAACCUGGUUGACCUUUCCUCCACAACCUUUGACCUGGCCCAGAAGAGAAUUUAUGCUCUGAUGGAGAAGGACUCCUUCGGCCGCUUCCUGAGAUCAGAGAAGUACCAGGAGCUGGUUAAAUAAGAAGAUGAUUGCAGAGUAAGGGUAAAUUCCAAACCAAUUGGUUAUCAUUUGAAGUGGAAUUAGGCCUUUAAAAUGAUUUGAUGGAACUGACUCAAGCAAGACUGCAGGUUUGAUAACUAAUGACAAACAUAAAGAUAGAUCUCAUUCUAAACCACCUUGACUCCAUAUUUCAAAUGACUAAUUACUACUAUAUUUGUCUUAUAUACCUGUAGCCAAUCAAAAUUGUACAAGUCAAUUAAAAAAGUAAAGAGUGUGGAAAUACAAUAUGACAACAUGACAUUAUUUGUUAAAUGCUUACUCCAACUGAGAGACAAACAAACCACCAAUCAAUUAUACAGUGAUUUAAACAAAUACAUUUGAACAUCACCAUUUCUUAGAAAGAUAAACCAAAGGUCAUAAUUAUUGCAGACAAAAUAGUCUGCAAUGAUUUUGUCCCAUAGACUAAAUAAAAAGUCUAAAUAUAUAGUCUAAAUAAAUAGAUCCUAGACAGACAGACAGAUAGACAGACCAUAUUUGUACAACAACUUUCCCAGGAAUAAAAUACCAUUGGCUUUCAGAGUUUCUGGGGAGGAGAAUAUGACCUCUGCCUUGAGACUCUUAGUGACACAUCCAGUACCCAUCAAGUGUUCUAAAUGGGGGAGAAAGGGUGAGGGACUUCUUGGAACCGGACACUCUAGCGUUCCCACAGCCAAGUAGUAAACAGUCUAAGAAGAAAAGACAUACAGUAGAAACCAGGUGCCUUGAGAAGCUGUGAGAAUUUCUCCCCAACCAUGCUCUCAUGCAAUCCUUGGGACAAGUGGUAGGCAGUUUGUUCAGUGGUUUACGGACCACUGUAUUGUACGUUGAUAAGAUGGGAAUACCGAGUAAGAGUGGAUCUCAUAAAAGAAUAGAACUCAGUAUUUUCUCCAAAUAUUUUUUUGGGGGGGUGAACUAUUUGAAAGUCAGUCAUUUCACCUAAAGAUAGCAAUGAAGCAUAGGAGAUGAGCAAAGGACACAUACCCAAUACAUCAACAUCAUACAGUUUUGUGACUUUUCUACCAUAACAAAAUAGAAAUAUAUGCACUCCAUUAUUGAUUGACUAAUCUUAUCAAGUAUUUCUAUACAGCUUUCAGCAUUUCUGUUUAUCACUCACCAUUCACUAUAAUAACUAGUCUUUACACCUUUCAUGGUCUGAAAAGCAGAUGGUUUUAAAGAGUGGAGGUGUAUCAGUAUGAAAAGGUUAUUGUAGUAGGCUAUCUCAGUCUAGUGUAGCAAUUAUAUAAAUACCUUACAUUGUGUUUCUAUUAUGCACUUGCAUGUUUUUAUAUAUUUUAAGGGUGCAGCUGUCAUGGCCAUAACAUUGAAGUAUUAUUACACAGAAACUCAGUACCUAUACAAGUCCUUAUUGUUGCCCCAUACACACAAUUCAACUUGCUGGAACACUGCAGGUCAGGAGUUGACAAUAUGGUCAUUAUAAUUAAUUGAUUGUCCAAUAAAAAAUGUCACUUGAAGCUAAAGUGUUAAAAUGUUAGAUCACAUACUUUGCAAUCACUUGACAUGGUACACUAAUAGAGUUUAGUAACGAUAAGGCAAUUCCACGUUAACAGAAUGAUGCUAAGACUCAGAUUUUUCACUUUAAAAUGUAUGUCAAACAAAAACAAUGACUGCAAAGUUCAACCAUACAACUCUAUGUUCAAGGACUACUUUAAACAAUUUCCACUGACGCGUUUACUUGAAGAACAGUGCAGAUGCAAAGUUUGGUAACAAUGAUGGUUUGUCCUGUUUGUGCCAUCCUUCUUUUACUAAACUUUGCAUCUGCACUGUUCCUCAAGCAAAUUUGUUUUUGAAACAUUUCAGUGUUUUUGUAAUAUUUUCAGUGGAAAUUGUUAAACAUCGUCCUAAUGCAUAGAGUUGCAUCUUUGUAUUCUCUUACUGUGGAAUUUCCCAAUACUAACACAAAACAAUAUGUUUCUGAUGUGGCAUUGAUAAGUGUAUCUGGUUGCAUAGAUUGGCCAAUCUACUGCUAUUGCUCAAGAUGUGCCUUCAGUGAAAACACUUAUGGACUUAUGACUUAUGGAGUGCUAAGUUAAUAUCUGACACAUGUAUUAUUAGUAGUCAACCACAUAAAAGACAUCAGUACAUAAAAUUCCUGAAGAUGUAGUUAUUUUUCUAUGUAAAUAUCUACCAGUAUUUAGUAGUACUGUAUUUGUGUUGAUUAAGUUGACUACCCCACUGGACUGAAUGGGAGUUGUGACCAAGAGAGGACUGAUUGAAGAGUAUCCAGGAGAGAACCAUGUAUUUUAACUGUCAUAAAAGAGAAAACAUCUGACUA